Messenger RNA from Adineta ricciae, 927 nucleotides. The record is from the annotation of a GenBank genome assembly. Lineage: Eukaryota; Metazoa; Rotifera; Eurotatoria; Adinetida; Adinetidae.
AUGUCUUCUAAAUAUCAGUCACCUCGGCAGAAUCUCAAUGCUUCUCCUUUGCCCGAGCCAAAACCAACUAAGUCAAUCGUUGCAUCAAAAGUUCCAACAAAUGCAGACGCAGAUGCAAUCAUCAGAGACUUGAGACACAAUUACUUAGGUGUCGAACAAGUCGCUCGACUUCAUGAUAAAGAUGGAAAAGUCAGCGCCCGUGUUCGCAUUGAUUUCACAUCGAUCAAACUUGCAAAUGCAGCUCUAAGUAAAGGAUAUGUUCUCAUCGAUGGCAAACAAUGUCCAGUUCAAACAUAUCAACCACCAUUCUGUUAUCGAUGUCGCACUGAAGGACAUUAUGCUUCCAAUUGUUCACAAAAACCAUUGACUGAACAACGACUCCAAGACUUGUUUCAACAACAACAACAACAAUUAGAAUCGAUGAUGAAUGCAUUUGAAAGUAAAUGGAAUGAACGAUUAUCGUCUGUGAAAACAAGUUCACCGACAAAUGUCAAUUUAGACAAAGUAAUUCCAGUUUUGAAAGACUUGACAUCAAUUUGUCAACAAUUCAAUCAACAAAACGUUCAAAUGCAACAGCAGCUAAACAAUAUUGUUAAUCAAGUACAAAAAAAACAUCAACUUGCUCGUUUAAUGCAAACACAUCGAUCGCAUAGUGACCGUUUAACUGAAAACGAUACCCGAGAAUUCUUCAAAUACUAUCACAACGACUCAACUAUGUUGAGUAUCAAUGCAUUUGUCUGUUCAUUUCCAAUGUCUCUAUGUGAAGUCUAUUUGCCAUUCAAUCGAACGAUAAUUUGGUUACCAGCGCAUCGAUUUACAUUAGCACGAUGUACACGUCCAGAACUCGACCGACUUAUUCAACAUCUCCAGCAAUCGGUUCGAUCAACUCAACAACCGAAACAUUUUCUCGCAGCGGCUGGUCGAUAA